Hansenula ciferrii is the source of this 984-nucleotide messenger RNA. It is a transcript of the gene YJU2, whose product is annotated as mRNA splicing protein YJU2. The transcript has a single exon. Gene Ontology annotation, cellular component: U2-type catalytic step 1 spliceosome. Gene Ontology annotation, biological process: mRNA splicing, via spliceosome. The record is from RefSeq and is a predicted model, not a curated record. The coding region runs from base 1 to 984 and encodes 327 amino acids. Lineage: Eukaryota; Fungi; Ascomycota; Saccharomycetes; Phaffomycetales; Wickerhamomycetaceae.
AUGUCAGAGCGUAAAGUGAUCAACAAAUACUAUCCACCGGAUUUUGAUCCGUCAAAAAUAGUGAAGAAGAAGAAGAAAGUGAAAACCGGCUCUGCUAGUUUACCAACAGUUAGAUUAAUGACUCCAUUUUCAAUGAAAUGUUUAAAUUGUGGUGAAUAUAUUUCUAGAUCAAGAAAAUUCAAUGCUAGAAAGGAAAACACAAGUGAAACUUAUCUUGGCAUGAAAAUUGUUAGAUUUCAUAUCAAAUGUCCAAGAUGUGCAAGUGAAAUUUUAUUUAGAACUGAUCCAAAAAGUGCAGAUUAUGUUAUUGAAUUUGGUGCUCAAAAAAAUUAUGAUUCUGGUAAUACAAAUAAAUUAAUGAAAGAAGAAACAUUAGAGGAUACCUUAGCAAGAUUGGAAAAAGAAGAAGAAGAAGCAAAAUUGAAAGAAUUACAAAAAGAUAAAAAACAAACAUCUUUAGAAGAAUUAGAGGCAAAAUUAAAUGAUAUAAGGCAUCAACAAGAAUUAAGUGAACAAAUUGAUGAUUUGAGAGAAAGAAAUUCAAGAUUAAAUGAUUUAGCCAAAGAUGCACAAUAUCAAAAUGAAUUAAAAGCGAAAUUGAGAGCAUCCGAAGAAGAAAAAUUACAAAAACAAAAUGAAGAAGAUGAACGUUUAGCUGAAGAAGCAUUUAAUCAAACAAAAUUAGGAAUAAUUAAACCUAAAUCAACUAUAAAUUCUAUAACAAAACAAAAUAAAAUUGAAAUACAUAACAAAAAUGAUGAUAAUAACGAUAAUAAUGAUGAUAAUGAUGAACAUAAUGAUGAUGAUAAUAAUAUAACUGACAAUAAUGACAAAUCACAAAAAGAGAAUGACUCUGAUUCUGAUUCUGAUUCUGAUGGAUAUGAACAACCUUUAUUCACAAAAGCACCUGAACCUCCUAAAAAAUUGACACUUAAAAGAAAAUCUAAUUCAUUGGGUAUUUCUGUUAAAAAAUCCAAAACUUGA